AUGGUCAACCGACAUACGUUACAGGUUCUAUUGGCGCUAGUGUCAAUGGUGCAUGCCACUGUUGCCCAGACGGGUGAUGACCUUAAGACUUUACACGACGAGUUGUUCAUUACUCGUUCCUAUCGGAAUGUCGUUCCACCUUAUAAAAACCUAAACCAAUCUAUAAUUGUACUUGUUGCAUUCUUUCUAAAAGGAAUCAACCAACUGGAUGAGGUGGAGGAGAAAUUAGCCACCACGGCAUAUCUUGAGCUAGCAUGGAACGACGCAUUCCUGUCAUGGAACAAAAAAGACUUUCACGACAUCUCGUACUUUUACGUGCCUCAGAACGCUGUAUGGAAACCGGAUAUCUCCUUACAAAACGGUUUCACUAAAUUGAAGGAGCUUGGUGAUGACGUGAUUCUUGUGAAAGUGAGUUAUCGUGGAAGAAUAUAUUGGAAACCGUUCGAAGUAUUUGAGACAAAGUGUGACAUAGACAUAACAAACUUUCCCUUUGACCAUCAAAAUUGCAAGCUGAUUUUUAGGAUGUGGACAUCGCAGCCACAAGACGUAAAAUUCGCGUUAAAGAAUCCGGCACUCAAUACGCAGUUAUACGAACCCAACGGGGUUUGGGAACUCACCUCAACAAAGAUCGAGCUAACUUAUGGUGACGUCGUCGUCUCUUUGAUUCUGCACCGCCGACCUGAAUUUUAUUUGCUUACUCUCAUUUGUCCUAUCAUAUUACUUUCUGUUCUUGCCAUUUUCACAUUCGUCAUUCCUGUCAACAGUGGAGAAAAAAUGGGGUACAGCAUGACUGUCCAUUUGGCGUUUGCCGUAUUUCUCACCAUCGUCAGUACUUCUCUACCGGUCAACUCUCGGACCACAGCAUACCUGGCCGUGUACUUGAUCAGCCUACUGGUCAAGGGGUCUGCAAUCGUUAUAUUGACCGCUGCCCAGGUUCGCCUGCAUCAUCGCGAAGAUAACCUGCCUCCGAGCUUACGUCGUGUCAUCAAGAUCAGGAGAAAGCUGUCUAUUUUGUCUUUGAGACGGGUGCAACCAGCAACGGAAAAUGAAAAUACGGAAACGUCAUCUAACAGCGAGAAGACGGAGAACAGCGUCCACUCAUGCCCAAACCUGAUUGACGCGGAGAAGUAUUCAGAUAUUAGUUUUCCUCCGGAUGCAAGCAAUAAAUACGAGGACGACGAAACCGAAUGUUUUACAUGGGCUGACUUCUCAAAGGCUUUGGAUUUCUUCUUCUUCUGCUUCUUCUCCAUUGUCUCCGUGAUUUUGGCCAUCGUGUAUUUUACGGCAGUUCUGUGA
Mizuhopecten yessoensis (Yesso scallop) is the source of this 1296-nucleotide messenger RNA. RefSeq names its product neuronal acetylcholine receptor subunit alpha-3-like. Lineage: Eukaryota; Metazoa; Mollusca; Bivalvia; Pectinida; Pectinidae. Gene Ontology annotation, cellular component: neuron projection; synapse; membrane. Gene Ontology annotation, biological process: chemical synaptic transmission; regulation of membrane potential; nervous system process. The transcript has a single exon. The coding region runs from base 1 to 1296 and encodes 431 amino acids. The record is from RefSeq and is a predicted model, not a curated record. Gene Ontology annotation, molecular function: transmembrane signaling receptor activity; extracellular ligand-gated monoatomic ion channel activity; neurotransmitter receptor activity.